CCGCCUCCCUUGCUUCCUCCUGGGCUGGAGGCAGAGAGGAGGACUGAGUGGGCUCCUUCUCCUGGGGCUCAGAGGGGCGCAUGGGGGGAAGAAGAAGGAGCCACAGCCUCCAUGGAGCAACGCCACCCGGAGGGCCAGGCUGCCAACGUGCUGAGACAUGUGAGCUACACAACACACAGAGAUGCGUAGAGAUGCGAUUCCAUUAAAAAACCCCAGUGUGAAGAACAAAACCGGAAUAUGUGACAGCCUCUUGGGUGACAACAAUAUCAUGCCUCACCAAGACUGGCUCACUAACCUUGACUCCCGACUGCGAAGCCAAGAAGAACAGCUGACGCUGGUGAAGUCAGCAUUGGCAGAUGCCCUGAGAAGGCUUAGCUUCUAUGACCAGCAGAUCCCUCUGCUCAGACAGCAAUUGCUUGAAGCAAAUUCUGGUGUGUCAGAUACCAAAGACCCUGCAAUCCUUCCACAAGGAAAAAAUGCUCUUGGGAUCCUGCCCCCUAUCCUCUCCAGUUCAUCUGCUGUACAGCAGCCACCAAGCAGCAAGGAGUUGGUGCCCUGGAAUGACAGCUUGCUGAGGUUGAAACAAGUCAGCAUUGGGACACAGACAGAAGAGUCUACUGUAUUGCCCGCCAAGCAGGGACAGUGCCUCAAUAAUGGAUACCUUCAGCAGAUCGCUGAGAGCUCGGUUGUUAGAGAAAAACCCAUUCAGGAUCACUCCAGCACGAGGGAAGCAGACUCCCCCAAGGGUCUUACCUGUGGAGGUCUUCCAGAAGAGCUGGUUAAGAACUCCUUUGGGCCAAAAAACUAUGGAGGAGGCCAGGACUUGGGCUUGAAGAAUCAAAAUAUCCAGGAAGAACCUCAGGGUCAAGGCCUUGUUUGUUGUCAUCCGAACACUUGCCCCCAUGAAUUUCAAGAUGUCGGAGAGCCUCCACCCAAAGAUGGCAUGGACAAAGACAUGGGCACCGCACAGUCCCCACCUUCAGCCCAGCCGCCAUCCCCUGAGCCUCUCUCAGAAGGAGGGAGUAGCAGCAGCAGCACACCUGCCUCCCCAAUUCCUGCUGUUCAAAAUGUGAUGUCCAGCAAGAAAGAGCUAUUGCGAAGAAACAGCUCUUCUGACAAGCCCAGCAGAGCUAAGCACCACCUCUCCAGAAAGGCAGCAUCCUCAGCUAACCUCUUGAACCGCUUUGGUAGUCUUGAAAAUCGAAACAAGGAUCCUUCCCUGAAUCCAGGACCAUGGAGCACACGACGUGGGAAUUAUAAUCUAGAAGGACUUUCUACCAAGAUGUUCCUGCGUGGCCGUCCCAUCACCAUGUACAUCCCAUCAGAUUUCCCCAACUAUGAGGAUUUGCGCAUGGAACUGCCAACUGAGAAGCUGCAGCUGGACUGGGUUUAUGGUUACCGUGGCCGUGACUGCCGCUCCAAUCUCUAUGUCUUGACCUCUGGAGAGCUGGUCUACUUCAUUGCCUGUGUAGUUGUGUUGUAUCACAUCCAGCGCCGCACACAACGCCACUAUCUAGAGCAUACUGACUGUGUUCGCUGCCUUGCUGUACAUCCAGAUCGAGUCCGUGUUGCCUCAGGGCAAAUGGCUGGUGUGGACAAGGAUGGAAAGCCUCUGCAACCAUUUAUUCACAUCUGGGACUCAUCCACCCUUCGUACCCUGCAACAAAUUGGCCUGGGGAACUUUGAGAGAGGAGUUGGCUCCCUCGCUUUCUCCACUGCAGACAACGGGGCAUACCUUUGUGUGGUGGAUGAGUCCAAUGAGCACAUGUUGUCUGUUUGGGAUUGUGCCCGUGGCAUCAAGCAGGCUGAGAUCAAGAGCACUAAUGAAUCUGUCCUGACAGUGGAGUUUAAUCCCCAAGACAGCAGCAAUAUUAUCACCACUGGAAAAUCACAUGUCUAUUUCUGGACCUGGAGCGGAAACAGCCUGACCAAGAAACAGGGCAUCUUUGGGAAAUACAAGAAACCCAAGUUCAUCCAGUGUUUUGUGUUCGACACCAGCAAUGAUGUGCUCACUGGCGACUCGGAAGGCAACAUCCUUACUUGGGCCAGAAUGAAGGCUGAUAAUAGUACCCCAGGCAAAGGAACUAAAGGGACAUAUCAAAUCAGCAAGCAAACACGGGCCCAUGAAGGCAGCAUCUUCUCCCUCUGCCUGUGUCGUGAUGGAUCAGUGCUUAGUGGAGGUGGCAAAGACCGGCGUCUGGUCCGGUGGAGCCCUAGUCUCACCCUUUUGCAGGAGGUGGAGAUCCCGGAGCAGUUUGGUGCUGUGCGCACUAUUGCUGAAGGAAACCAUGGGGAGCUGCUAGUAGGGACCACACGCAAUGCCCUGCUCCUGGGGAGUUUGGCAGAUGGCUUCCAGCCCAUCAUUCAGGGGCACACAGAUGAACUGUGGGGGCUGGGCACUCACCCUUCACGGGACCUUAUUGUAACCUGCGGCUAUGACAGGCAGCUCUGCAUGUGGGAUGGUGGGGAGCACACGCUGGCUUGGAGUGUCAUGCUGGAGGAGACAGGUCUCUGUGCUGACUUCCAUCCCAGUGGGAAAGUGGUGACAGUGGGGCUCAGCACUGGACGCUGGGUGGUAAUAGAUGCAGAGACACAGCAAGUGUUGUCAGGCUACACAGAUGGGAAUGAACAACUCUCAGUAGUGCGCUAUUCCCCAGAUGGGGACUUUUUGGCUAUUGGCUCUCAUGACAACUUUAUCUAUAUAUACAGCGUAGAGGAUAGUGGACAUAAAUACAUCCGCUUUGGCCGCUGCACUGGACACUCCAGUUUCAUUACACAUCUGGACUGGUCCAAGGAUGGAAAAUUUAUCAUGUCAAAUUCAGGAGACUAUGAAAUCCUAUAUUGGGAUGUAGCCAAUGGUUGCAAGCUGCUGAGGAAUCGAUUUGAGAACAGAGACCGGGAAUGGGCCUCAUAUACCUGUGUUCUGGGUUUCCAUGUCUUUGGGGUAUGGCCGGAUGGCUCAGAUGGCACCGAUAUCAACUCACUCUGCCGCUCCCACAAUGAGCGGGUGGUCGCUGUGGCAGAUGAUUUCUGCAAAGUGCACCUUUUCCAGUACCCCUGUGCCAAGCCUAAGGCACCCAGUCACGUCUACAGAGGCCAUGGGAGCCAUGUCACAAAUGUGCGCUUUACACAUAAUGAUGGCUACCUUAUCUCCAUGGGAGGCAAAGAUACCAGCAUCUUCCAGUGGCGAGUGCAGGGCAACAGCUGUGCCCUCUUUUCCGCUUCAACCUCCUCACAAGACGCUGGAGUUAGCACCUGAACCUGGGGAAAAGGCACAAAACUAAACCAAACUCAGUAUUGUGGCUAAGCUUUAGUGGGAGAGGAUAGUGCAGUCCUCUGUUCCGUGAGUGAUUCCUGGAAGCUGAGUACUCAAGGCAGCAGAUGCCUUGGAAGAAAGGAGUCUCUUCUCCCCAGUGAGAUAUUUUUCUUUGGCUAACAAUGUGAUUUGCUUUAUUAACUUAAGGGUGAGGGAAAUAGCCAGGACAGUGAGUUAUCUGAGGCACAAAAGAACUGGCGUUGCAUAAAGGAAAAGCCAAUAUCUCAGACAUUGGAUUUGAGAAAGUAAUGGAUUUGGAAAUGGGAGAUUUGGGAGAGAAGAGUAGAGUUGGGAGGGAAGGCUGUGAAGAAUGUUUUAGAGAAUGUUCUCUCUUAAACGCGUUGCGAUGUGGCUCUGCUCUCUACAAGCCUCAAAGAUGCCGAGUUUUGUAAAUCCUGGGAAGAUGCUUCUGACCAAACCUGCUCCUUUUGCUCCCUUUGCACUUCAUUUACAUUCCUAGUGAUUCUUGAAGAGCCUGCAUCUGACGUCUAUUUAGCGAGAGCAAAGGAAGACCUUAACACUGUGAGAGACAUGGAGAAAUAAACUUUUGCAUCCAGAA
Sceloporus undulatus (fence lizard) is the source of this 3875-nucleotide messenger RNA. It is a transcript of the gene EML3, whose product is annotated as EMAP like 3. NCBI's taxonomy places the organism in Eukaryota, Metazoa, Chordata, Lepidosauria, Squamata, Phrynosomatidae. Bases 182 to 3259 code for a protein of 1025 amino acids. The transcript is spliced from 25 exons. Gene Ontology annotation, molecular function: microtubule binding. Gene Ontology annotation, biological process: microtubule cytoskeleton organization. The record is from RefSeq and is a predicted model, not a curated record. Gene Ontology annotation, cellular component: mitotic spindle.